GUGAUCGACAUCUGCCAGGAGGUCAUCAAGCAGUCCAAUGUGCAGAUCCUCGUGCCCCCCGCGCGCCCCGACAUUAUGCUCUUCCGUCCGGGGGCUGCCGACCUCGGCUUCCCUCUUGACAUGACCAACGGUGCUGCUUUGGCACCCAAUGGCAACGGCAUCGCUGGCAUGCCCGAAGACGAGGCCGCGCGGGCUGCGCUCACGGCUGCGCAGUCCUCCCUCCCUGUGCUGCAGGGUGUGGACCGCCUGCCCAUGGUGGCAGGACCUCUGUCCCCACCGCUGCUGGCCUCGCCCUUCCAGAACGUUGCUGCUAGUGCCCCAACUUUAAGCACCAAGAGGGGCAGAGGGCGUCCCCGUAAAGCCAAUCUCUUGGACUCCAUGAUGUUCGGUACCCCAGGGGGCCUGCGAGAGGCUGGUAUCCUGCCUUGUGGUCUCUGUGGGAAAGUAUUUACGGAUGCUAAUCGUCUCCGUCAGCAUGAGGCUCAGCACGGGGUGACAAGCUUGCAGCUGGGCUACAUAGACAUCCCACCCCCAAGACUGGGCGAAAAUGGCGUCCCUGGUCAGGAUGACCCCGAUGCACCCCGAAAAAGAAGCAGGACGAGGAAACAGGUGGCGUGUGAGAUCUGUGGCAAGAUUUUCCGGGACGUGUACCACCUGAAUCGGCACAAGCUGUCACACUCUGGCGAGAAGCCUUACUCUUGUCCAGUGUGUGGCUUACGGUUCAAGCGGAAAGACAGGAUGUCCUAUCAUGUUCGAUCCCACGAUGGGUCUGUGGGAAAGCCCUACAUCUGCCAGAGCUGUGGAAAAGGCUUUUCCAGGCCAGACCACUUGAAUGGACACAUCAAACAGGUGCAUACCUCAGAGAGACCUCACAAGUGUCAGACUUGUAAUGCUUCCUUUGCCACUCGUGACCGACUGCGCUCACACCUAGCAUGUCAUGAAGACAAGGUUCCAUGCCAGGUGUGUGGGAAGUACUUGCGAGCAGCAUAUAUGGCAGAUCACUUGAAGAAACAUAGUGAAGGACCAAGCAAUUUCUGCACUAUCUGUAACCGAGGUUUCUCCUCUGCCUCCUACUUAAAGGUCCAUGUUAAAACCCACCACGGUGUUCCCCUUCCCCAGGUCUCCAGGCACCAGGAGUCCAUCCCGAAUGGGGGAGCAGCGUUCCACUGCGUCAGGACCUAUGGCAUCAAAGAAGGCCAGAAAUGUUCACAUUCGGACCCGAUUGAGAGUUCUGAUUCAUACGGAGACCUCUCUGACACCAGUGACCUCAAGACUCCUGAGAAACAGAGCACCAAUGGGUCCUUCUCGUGUGACAUGGCAGUCAGCAAAAACAAAAUGGAGACGGAAGCAGAGAAGAAGUACCCUUGCCCGGAAUGUGGCAGCUUUUUCAGAUCAAAGUCUUAUCUGAACAAACACAUACAGAAAGUUCACGUCAGGGCCCUUGGUGGUCCAUUGGGGGACCUCGGUCCUGCUCUAGGAUCCCCCUUUUCACCCCAACAGAACAUGUCUCUCCUGGAGUCAUUUGGGUUUCAGAUCGUCCAGUCAGCAUUUGCAUCAUCUCUAGUGGAUCCAGAGGUCGACCAGCAACCAAUGGGGCCAGAGGGGAAAUGAGAUCAGUUUGAUCUUAACAAAGCAAAGCAGCAGUCUGGCUAUAAUGAUAAGAUGCUGUGAAAGAAAGAGGAAAUAAUGAAAUUUGGUUCUAUAGCUGAGAAUUUUUUAUUCAUUUUAGCUUCCCUCUUUGUCUCAUGCCCUACCCCACCUUUAAACCUUCACUGGGGAGAGGGAGAAAAUGCUUCUUAGCUGAUAAAUUACAGAAGAUGGUGACCUUGAAUAGGAGACGUGAUCUAAAACACCAAAUGGAGCUUUAGAGGCUGCUACUGGUGUUUUGUCAUGAUCUUCCUAGAAUAAACAAAAUUUGCCAGCACUGAUCUGAGAAUUAGACAGUCCUAAUGACCGAGGCACCUGGGGAGCUACAGCUACAGGGAGCUAUGCUUUUGUUCUCUCUCUAUUCCCCACCUUCCCUAACCUACCCCAGAAAAACAGUAAGUUUUAAAAAAAGACCCCUUAUUGACCCAUUAUUGAAUAUAACAUUAAGUAAAAUGCCCUGUGGUACCUAGCAGGUUACAAUGCAGUUGUCCUUUUUAAAACAGAAAAAUUUAAAGAAGGUGAGAGAAUUUGAACCCCUUCUGCCAUUUGUGAGGCUGUGAGUGCUGCAGCAGGACUGAACUGCUGAGAAAAAUCACCAUUCAGAACAGGUUGUUUUUGUUACUUUUAACCAUUAAAUU
Molecule: messenger RNA, 2285 nt
Organism: Leptosomus discolor (cuckoo roller)
Lineage: Eukaryota; Metazoa; Chordata; Aves; Leptosomiformes; Leptosomidae
Gene: PATZ1
Product: POZ/BTB and AT hook containing zinc finger 1
Biological process (GO): regulation of transcription by RNA polymerase II
Cellular component (GO): nucleus
Molecular function (GO): protein binding; DNA-binding transcription factor activity, RNA polymerase II-specific
Source: RefSeq, a predicted model, not a curated record